AGAAGAAAUGAGGAAGAUGACCAAGGGAGUAGGUUUAGACAGAGUGAAUAGGUAGAAGUUUGCUGAUGCAGUCAUGUGACCCAUGAUGAGAUGGUUGAACAGGGCUGUUGGGUGUGUUACCCUCAUUGUGCUCAUCUCUGUACUGUGUGAGGCCGACAGUGGAAAUGCAGCUCACUCGGUUGGUUGUAUUUUUGAUGAAAUUCAAACUGAUGAACUCCCGAAGACAGUGGUGAACUAUGUUGCCAAGGAAGAGGUUGCUGUCCAGAGCACGAAAUGGAGAUCAAAACGCCGCACAGAAAAUGAGUAUGCGCCCAUUAGGAUUACACCAUUCUUCACUGGCCUUGAAGAUUUUUUAAACCCUGCUGGACAGGAAAGGCUGAAAAGUGUUGUUAUAGCAGCCAUUCAGAAGAUAAGCAAUCUUUUGUCAGUUAUUCCAGUGAAAGGCCCUCUGCGCCUAGCAAGAUAUGGGGGAUGUCAAACAAGCUGGAAGGAUGACACUGAAAAAUGUUAUAAGAUUGAUGCAGGUUACAGAGGGGAAUUUUGUGGUGGAGUUGUACAGAUACCUGAUGACCAUCUAGAAGGCUUGUACACAUGGCAAAGAGUAAAUUCCUCCACUAAAAUAGAACACGUGGCCAAGGCAUCAGGCAAGGGAGUUAGUGAUGCUGAUUAUAUUCUCUAUGUGCAAUCAGGCAUUAGUGGACAGUGCAAGGAAGUGGGACUAAUUGCCUACGCCUUACAUUGCCAGUUGGAUCAAUAUAACCGUCCUAUUGCUGGAUAUGUGAAUUUCUGUUCAGACAGGGUUGAAAGUGAAAGUUUUGAUCAUGAAAAGUAUUAUUUGACAGCCAUUCAUGAACUGUUUCAUGCUCUGGGGUUCUCCAGGAAAAUGUUCAGGAUGUUCCAGGAAUGUGAUAGUUCAGAUUGUACAGGUGUGUUAGGAGGAGUAACCAGGCUGAUCACUCCAGCUGUCGUCAGGGAAACACAACGUCAUUUUAACUGCCCCUGGGAACAAGACUUUGGUGCUCCUCUACAAAUGCAGCAGAAUGGGAAACCUAGCUCUCAUUGGCACCCGAGGUUCCUCCAAGGCUCUAUCAUGACGCCAGCAAUUGGGCAGCCCAAGUUAACACUUUUGGACCGGAUUACAUUGGCUCUGUUUGAAGACACAGGCUGGUACAAAGUGGACUACUCUCAGGCUGACAACUUUACCUGGGGGAAAGGUGAGGGCUGUGAGUUUGGCCAGCAGAAUACCUGUCAGACUGACUCGGAUUACUUUUGUACAGGCAGUGGGUUGGGCUGUCACUACACUCAUUUAACCAAAGCUCACUGUGAUACAAAUGAGAACCUACGUCCAUGUCGUAUCUAUCUGAGCGACUUAAAGGACAGCUGCAGUGGUGUUGGGGAUUCCCCUUCUCCAGAGCAGUUGGCACUGACUGGCGAGGAGUAUACUUCUUAUAGUCGCUGUUUCUCUGCAAAUCUUACAUUCAAUGGCACACAGGAUCAGAUCUCUCCACCAACAGGGAUGUGUUUUCAGCAUGCCUGUCUCCGUGUUGAUGUACUCAUGGUUAAAACCGCUACAAGUGACUGGUUACACUGUCCAUUUGGGGAGAAAAUCUAUGUACCUGGCUACAGCGGGAGUCUUCAGUGCCCAAAACAAGGUGUUCUGUGUACAGAGGCUGAGAUGACAACCAGAGCCACUACAACAACCUCAGGGACAUCCACUACCAGACUGGCGUCCACUAAACACCAUCACAGUACAGCCACUACCUCAUCGCCCCAGACACUCUUUCAUGAUGAUACAGUCCAUGUGACUCUUGUAUUCCCGUCAUUGGACUUUAAUGUGCUGAAGCAGAGGGACCUGCAGCCUAGUUUCGUGGACGCUGUCUUUAGUUUUGUUGUACGUGCCACCAAUAUCACUGAGCGCAGGUUGAGCAAUGUCAACCUGCAUACAGGCAUUGUCCUGAUAUUUGAUGUUCUACCUGCUCAGAGCAGAGAGGAAGGUCCAACAUCUGAGGAGACAUUUAGUAUUUUACUGGACUGUGUAGAACACGACAACUUCACAGUCCAGCUACCUGAACUGGGCACACAUAAGGCAACUGAGAUAAGCAAGAGCCCGCAGCCUUACAUCCCAAUGGGUCACGGUAAACCUCACUUCAGCCCAGGAGGUAUCGCAGGGGUGGUGGUGGGUGCAGUUGCACUGCUGAUUGCCUUGGUAGUUAUUAUUUUCAUCAUAAACAAGUAUAAAUGGGCACCACCAAUUAGUGCAAGCCCUGGUCCAAGGUGCUCCACAUCAGGGGAGCUAACUGUUGUGUACACUCAAGGGUAGGGUACAGUGGCCCAGUCAGCUAAAUCAAAACAGCAGGCUUUUAUAGAUUUAAAAUGUGUCAGAUCACAGGACUCUGAUAGCUGACCAUUAUUUUUUAUUACAACUCCACAAUUAAAUUUUUCUACCUGUUUAACAACACUAUGUUUACAUUGAGAAGGGUGGCACAUCAGUCUUAGUGAAAAAUAUAAAUGAAAUGCUUAGUUUGUCAUAUGCUAAUAUAUACUUAGAUUAGUACUUCAGUUUAUUUCAGUUCAUUAUUCAAUCAUAUUAGUUGUAUAACAUAUACAUGAUGCAGAUAAGUAAACAUAUCUUAAGAGGAUUUUUUUUUUUCAUCCUCUUCAUUUGUGCAAAACUGGGAAAUUUAUCUACAUGAAAUUUAGUUCAGACAUGGAUAACGUUAAACCAGUACUGCACAAUAGGUUUUAACUUCAUAAAAUGAGGUCAUUUAAACCUGUUAUUUAGAUUUGAAAAAAACAAAAACAAGAGAAGAAAAAGUAAAUGUUGCAACUGUGAUGAAUUGAUUGUGUACUUCCUAUCCUUUAGUUUUACGAGUCCAUCAAGACUAGACCAUUAUGUAAAUACGUCUGGUAGAUGCAGUAAUAUGUCUCACAGUUACCAUCACUGGCCUGAAUCUCAUAUCUGAACUUAAGUGUUUGUGUGACAGAAUUUAUUUACUUUGAUGACUGAGUUGGAUUAUUACUGGUAAUGGCUCAUAGUUCUGGAAAUCCCAUUCUUGUUC
Messenger RNA from Liolophura sinensis, 3059 nucleotides. Its product is annotated as ciliated left-right organizer metallopeptidase-like. Gene Ontology annotation, biological process: proteolysis; cell adhesion. Bases 83 to 2320 code for a protein of 745 amino acids. Lineage: Eukaryota; Metazoa; Mollusca; Polyplacophora; Chitonida; Chitonidae. The record is from RefSeq and is a predicted model, not a curated record. The transcript has 18 exons. Gene Ontology annotation, molecular function: metalloendopeptidase activity. Gene Ontology annotation, cellular component: cytoplasm; membrane.